This is a messenger RNA of Solanum lycopersicum (tomato), 4878 nucleotides long. The record is from RefSeq and is a predicted model, not a curated record. NCBI's taxonomy places the organism in Eukaryota, Viridiplantae, Streptophyta, Magnoliopsida, Solanales, Solanaceae.
CGAAGAAAAUCAAAAUAGGGUUUGGAAACCAGUUUCAAAUAAUUGUUGAUUUCACCGGAGAUAAUUGGGGAUUUUGCCGGAAUAAGCUAGUGUACCGGCGGUUACCUGAUUCCGGUUGCUUACGGUGAGGUGUUUUGCUUUGGUCUUCCAAGCUCCGACUGUCAAAAUGGAAGAGUUGAAGCACAAGUCGAAGAGAGAGGACGAGUCGAAGAAGCGGCACCGUGAUAAGGAGGAUCGAGAUCGAGAGAAGAGGGACAGAGAGCAUCAUCAUCGUGAUAAGAAGGAUCGAGAGAGAGAGAAAAGCAGUCGGUAUGAAAGGGAGAAAAGUGCUGAUAGAGAUAGAGAUAGAGAUAGAGCAAAGCACAAGGAUAGGCACAGUAGAGGAGAUAAGGAGCGUGAAAAGAGCAGCAAGGUUCGUGAUGAUGAUGAAAGACCUAGAGAUAAAGUUAAAGAGCGAGAAAAGGAUAAGGAAGACCGUGAAGAACGAGAGAGGGAGAAAGAGAGGGAAAGGGAGAAGGAGAGGGAACGCGAGAGGGAAAGGGAGAAGGAGAGGGAACGCGAGAGGGAAAGGGAGAAGGAGAGGGAACGCGAGAGGGAAAGGGAGAAGGAGAGGGAACGGGAGAGGAAGAGAGAUAGAGAGAGGAGAGAAAGGGAGAAGGAGAGGAAUCGCGAAAAGGAUAGACACCGGGAAGUAUAUGAAAAGGGGAGUGAUGACGAAGUUGAUACAAAGGAUCGUGAAAGAAAGAGGCGAAAGAGGGAUAAUGAUGAUCAUCAUAAGGAGAGGGAUCGUGAAAGGAGUAGCAAACCAAACAACAGGCUAAGGGAAGAGAGCACCGAUGAAGUAUCAGCUGAAAAGGAUCAGAAGAGUCGAGAAGAGGAUCUAGCUGAGGAGCAAAGGAAAUUAGAUGACGAGAUGGAGAAGCGAAGGAGGAGAGUUCAGGAAUGGCAAGAGCUAAAAAGAAAAAAAGAGGAGUCUGAGAGGGAGACACUUGGGGUUGAUGCAGGUGCUGAAGAACCUAAGUUGGGCAAGACUUGGACAUUGGAUGGUGAGUCUGAUGAUGAAGAUGCUGAGGGGAAAACUGGCAUGGAUAUUGAUAGGGAUGAUACUGGCAAGGUCAUGGACGACGAAAAUGGAGCUGGCAAGGUGGUUAGUUCUAGCAUUGGAUCUGAUUCCCCUGUUAUUCAGAAUGGCGGUGAUGGUUUAGUUGACGAUGAUGAGAUUGACCCGUUGGAUGCUUUUAUGAACGAUAUGGUUUUGCCUGAAGUUGAGAAGCUUAACAAAUCCGUAGUCAAUAGUUUGGAUGGUGAAAAUUCCAGUAUGAAAGAGAAAAAUGGUCCGAGGAAGGAAGAAAAGCCUAAGAUGAGCAUGAAGAAAACCAUGGGAAGAAUUAUCCCAGGUGAAGAUUCGGAUUCAGAUUAUGGGAACGUUGAGAAUGAUGAAGAUCCUUUGGAGGAAGAAGAUGAUGAAGAAUUUAUGAAACGGGUGAAGAAAACCAAGGCGGAGAAACUAUCAUUGGUGGAUCAUUCGAAGAUUGAAUAUCCUCCUUUCAGAAAGAACUUCUACAUAGAAGUUAAGGAGAUUUCAAGAAUCAGUGCUGAAGAGGUUUCUGCUUACAGGAAACAACUGGAAUUGAAGAUCCAUGGCAAGGAUGUUCCGAAACCAAUCAAAACAUGGCAUCAGACAGGACUGUCCUCCAAGAUGCUAGACACUAUUAAGAAACUGAAUUAUGAGAAACCCAUGUCUAUUCAAGCUCAGGCUCUGCCAGUAAUUAUGAGUGGCCGAGAUUGUAUUGGGAUUGCUAAGACGGGUUCUGGUAAAACACUGGCAUUUGUAUUACCAAUGCUGAGACAUAUUAAGGACCAGCCUCCUCUGAUGUCUGGAGAUGGUCCUAUUGGGCUAAUAAUGGCCCCUACUAGAGAGCUUGUACAGCAAAUUCAUAGUGAUAUUAAGAAGUUUGCAAGAGUGAUGGGUCUCACCUGUGUACCUGUGUAUGGAGGUUCUGGUGUUGCUCAACAAAUUAGUGAAUUGAAACGAGGAGCCGAAAUUGUUGUGUGCACUCCAGGUAGGAUGAUUGACAUACUCUGUACAAGUGGUGGGAAGAUUACAAAUCUGCGAAGAGUCACAUAUUUGGUCAUGGAUGAAGCUGAUCGGAUGUUUGAUAUGGGAUUUGAACCUCAGAUCACAAGAAUUGUCCAAAACACCAGGCCAGACCGUCAAACAGUCCUGUUCUCUGCAACUUUUCCUCGUCAGGUUGAAAUACUAGCUCGUAAAGUGUUGAACAAGCCUGUUGAAAUACAGGUAGGUGGUAGGAGUGUUGUGAACAAGGAUAUAACACAAUUGGUUGAGGUGAGGCCAGAAAGUGAUAGAUUCCUCCGGCUUCUUGAGUUACUUGGUGAAUGGUAUGAAAAAGGUAAAAUUUUAAUAUUUGUUCACACACAGGAGAAAUGUGAUGCUUUAUUUAAAGAUUUGCUCAAGCAUGGUUAUCCCUGUCUCUCCCUUCAUGGGGCUAAGGAUCAGACUGAUCGUGAGUCCACCAUAUCCGACUUUAAAAGUAAUGUAUGUAAUUUGUUGAUUGCUACUAGUAUAGCAGCCAGGGGCUUAGAUGUCAAGGAGCUUGAACUGGUAAUCAAUUAUGAUGUUCCAAACCAUUAUGAGGACUAUGUUCAUCGUGUUGGGCGGACUGGUCGAGCUGGUAAGAAAGGUUGUGCCAUCACAUUCAUAUCUGAAGAUGAUGCAAGAUAUGCACCUGAUCUUCUAAAAGCUUUACAAUUGUCGGAACAAGUUGUUCCAGAUGACCUGAAAGCUCUUGCUGAUAGUUUCAUGGCAAAGGUUAAUCAGGGACUUGAGCAAGCACAUGGGACUGGUUAUGGUGGUAGUGGUUUUAAAUUUAAUGAAGAAGAGGAUGAAGUGAGAAGAGCAGCCAAGAAAGCACAGGCAAAGGAAUAUGGAUUUGAGGAAGAUAAAUCAGAUUCAGAGGAUGAAGAUGAAGGAAUUAGAAAAGCAGGUGGUGACCUCUCUCAGCAGGCUGCUCUUGCUCAGGCUGCUGCUCUUGUUGCUGCUUCCAAAGCGAGUAUGGCUUCAGCAGCAACUCCAGUUUCAGCUGGUCACCUUCUUCCCAAUGGUGGAUUACCUGUUGCAUUGCCUGGUGUACUUGGUAUUAAUAUACCCGGUGCAACAGCAGUUGCUGUUGGAAAUGGACUAUCAGUUGGCUCUAAUGAUGUGACAGCCAGAGCAACAGCAUUGGCAGCUGCCUUGAACUUGCAGCAUAACUUAGCAAAGAUUCAGGCCGAUGCAAUGCCUGAACAUUAUGAAGCAGAAUUAGAGAUUAAUGAUUUUCCUCAAAAUGCUCGUUGGAAGGUUACACACAAGGAGACGUUGGGUCCUAUUUCUGAAUGGACAGGAGCUGCCAUCACCACUCGAGGACAGUAUGUUCCACCUGGCAAGGUACCAGGGUUUGGGGAAAGGAAGCUGUACUUGUUCAUCGAAGGCCCCACCGAGCAAUCUGUCAAGAGAGCAAAAGCAGAGUUAAAACGUGUACUGGAGGACAUUACCAUGCAAGCAUCAUCACUUCCUGGUUCGGCUCAACCAGGCAGAUACUCAGUUGUAUAAGAAUGAACACCGUUGUCAUUAUGAUGUUACUUUUUAUCUAUUAUCUUUUCCGAGCAAAUUAUUUCCUAAAUUUUGUUACUCAAUUUGGAGAUGACUUACUUUGUAAUGAUAUAAACAGGUUUAACUAGAUACAUGAUUCUCAGUGAUCAUCGGCCAUGGUUAGUUCCUCUCCUAUAUUAUCUCAUACCUGUUAUCUGUAUUACUUGAUUCCUUUACUGAUAGUAUCAUCAAAGCUGCUAUUUGAAUUGAAACUGCCACAGGGAGAUUACAUAGAGUUGCCCAGGAAGAAGCAUGGUAUUCAGUCACCCCGACUAAUAUCUUGUUAGGAAAGAAACCCUGUGGUAACUUUUGUAACACAAUUACUUGAAUUUCCUAUUUACUCAUGUUAUAGAGUAGCAGAAUUGCUUGAAUUCUAUGCAUGAGGAAUCAUCAUAUGCACAAGGUUGAUGACGAUUUUCAUGAUGGCAUUGAUCCAUAUACCUAAUGGAUCGUGAGACGACUACUAGAGCAAAGGUAUAUUGACUAGAUUCAGUGUUGUCUUUCCAUCUUCUUUGUGGAUUUGGUAGUAAAUGAAAACAGGUACUGACUUGACUUUUUAUAUUUCUAAAAUGUUAAAAACUUUACAAGUUUAAAAUGUUAAACCUUCUGCUUGUAGAUUCUCAGCAACACUACAAAAAAAAAAAAAAAAAAAAAAAAAGGAAAGAAAAUGUGAAAUGCCUUUGGCUCUGUCUUGUCCAAUGGAUUAUAAGCUUUGGUUUACUUGCUAUAAAGAGACUGGAAGCUAUCUCAAUGCAUCGAUACGUUGUUUUUUUGUUAAGAGUACCCACUCCUGAAGACUAUAUACAUCUUCCCCUUACAGGUUAGGCCUGUUGCCGAGAACGUGGUAAGAAGUUGUAAAAAGAAAAGCAUGUACUGUUCAGAGUCAUCUAGUGUCAUUUGCAAUGGAAGAGAAUGGUCACAAGAACAACCUCCCAAGUUAUGCUUCACAAAAGCCCCUGUGAAAACAACCUUCCUUUUCAAUGGUGUACAUCCUAGUGUAUAAAUUUGAUGUUAGGUGUGUUAUUAUUCUCUUGCUGUGAAUCCAGGUAAAAGUCAUUGUAAUUUGGUCAGUCCUCCUCUGCUGGAAAAGCCUUGUGCUUUCAAUGCUUGGUAGAAUAUAGAAUCAAGUGAAUAGUGUAUCUUUUCGAUCAAUGUUUUGUGCUUGUAAGUUGAAAAAAAAUGUACAAUGAGGUUUUAUAUUGUAUCCAUUUAUGGGAUUGUACUUACUA